Messenger RNA from Perognathus longimembris pacificus (Pacific pocket mouse), 2176 nucleotides. RefSeq names its product prostate transmembrane protein, androgen induced 1 (gene Pmepa1). NCBI's taxonomy places the organism in Eukaryota, Metazoa, Chordata, Mammalia, Rodentia, Heteromyidae. Gene Ontology annotation, cellular component: Golgi membrane; early endosome membrane. Bases 1394 to 2119 code for a protein of 241 amino acids. The transcript has 4 exons. Gene Ontology annotation, biological process: negative regulation of transforming growth factor beta receptor signaling pathway. The record is from RefSeq and is a predicted model, not a curated record. Gene Ontology annotation, molecular function: R-SMAD binding.
GAUGUGGCUCCAGGUGGACGCCAGGACCAUGUGUGUCCAGAUGUCUGAGUCAGGGCUCAGUGCUGGCGAGUCUCGAGUCCGGCCCGUGAGUGUGUGAGUGUGUGUGUGUGUGCGUGCGCGCGCGUGUGUGCAUGUGAUUGUGAAUGUCUGUGUCCCCGACGCUCCUAUAAAUAGCUUCUGUCUGGACAGCUUGCUCAGUCUGGCUGGGACGGUGGUUACCAAUGAGUCAAAGUUCUGGGCUCUGGUGUGUGGGACAGCGGCCUUGCUCCGAACCCGCGCUGGACAAGCCCGGCUGGAAGCUGGGCCGGCCUCAGGACCCUGUCGGGACCGGGAAGCCUCUCCUCCCUUCUCCCCGACCGAGAGCGCUCCUGGGGGAGUGGGGUUGAGUGGAGGACUGAACCCCCCUUCCUGCUCAGGCUCCUCCACACUUCUCCCUCACUCUACCCUUUGGGAGACCUUUUGCUCCUCCAAGCUCCAGUUUUCGGGUCUUUGUCCGGAGGAGGCGCUGCCCACUGAAGGGGCACAGGCCCCCCCCCCCCCCCCCGUAGCCCUAACUUGCUUGAGCCAGUUUUCUCCCAGCCAGACCCAGAGUCCAGGGGCAACUGCCCCGGAAGGAGGGCCGUCACUGGGUGACUCAUAAUUGUUUCCGCAGGCGGCUGCCAUGGGUUUUGGGCCCCUGAGCCUUUACAGUGAGGCACGGGGGGUAAAAAUAACCCGUGACCAGCCCCGUGGAGGCUGAGUGGCCAGGCUUGGGUGGUGGGGUCCUUUUCCACCCACCUCCACCCACUCCCCUCCUGCUGUUCCCAGCCCCACCCCGGCUGCCUGGUUUCCAGGCCUGGAGUUUCCGAGAGGACGUGCACACAGCCUGUGCUGGCAGACUUGGCUCGAAUUAAACCCGGGUUCGUGGCAAAGGCCCCCGGUGAACCAGGAAGGCUUGCCCAAGGCAAGAGGACAUGGCUGGGGAAUGUCCCCCAGGUGUUUGGAGAAGGGCUCCCUGCUGCUCCCUCCCAACACUGCGGAAGCACCUCCCUCCCUUAGCCCCCCUCAUUCUGUCAGGCCACCUUGGGAGACCCCCCACCCCCACAAGGUCCCAUUUGUCUGGUGACCAUUCCCCUAAGGGGUGGACACCUUUGGAAUCCACUCUUGGUAUUCCAGAUUUUUAAAGUAUGUCGGUCUUAUUUCCCCCUUCCUUGACGGUUGUACGGGCCGAUGUCAGCAGAGCAUUCUUAUUAUUAACGUGCUUGCCCAUGGCCCAGGCACUCGCUUUCCAGUGGCAGCCGAGGGCCCCCCCUCCCCCCCCGGCCUCUCUGCCUGUUGGAAGAAAGUGCAAGGCAGGGAAGAAAGCCACCUUAAAAACGGCAUACAGAAUGUAAGUAGUGUGUUGCAGGAGCUGAUGGAGAUUUCCAGGAGAGAGCAGGCGGAGCUGGAGUUCGUGCAGAUCCUGGUGAUCGUGGUGGUGAUGAUGGUGAAGGUGGUAGUGAUCACGUGCCUGCUGAGCCACUACAAGCUGUCCGCCCGCUCCUUCGUCAGCCGGCACGGCCAGGAGAGGCGGAGAGAGGACGGCUUUUCCUCGGAGGGGUGUCUGUGGCCCUCGGAGAGCACGGUGUCCGGCGGCGGAAUCCCCGAGCCGCAGGUCUACCCGGCGCCCCGGGCCGCAGAGCGCCUGGCCGUGCCGCCCUUCGCCCGGAGGGAGCGGCUGCACCGCUUCCAGCCCACCUACCCCUACGUGCAGCACGAGAUCGACCUGCCGCCCACCAUCUCGCUGUCGGACGGGGAGGAGCCGCCGCCCUACCAGGGCCCCUGCACGCUGCAGCUGCGGGACCCCGAGCAGCAGCGGGAGCUCAACCGCGAGUCGGUGCGCGCGCCCCCCAACAGAACCGUCUUCGACAGCGACCUGCUGGGCGGCGCCGUGCCGGGCGGGCCCCGCGCCCCGAGCAGCCACUCGGGCGUCAGCGCCGCGGGCUACGGCGGCGGGCGCCUGGGGGGGCCGCCGCCCACCUACAGCGAGGUCAUCGCCCACUACCCCGGGCCGCCCCUGCUGGAGGGGACCCGGCUCCACGCGCCCCACAUCGCCGCCCUGGAGAGCAAGGAGGACCCGCAGAAGGGCCGGCCGCUCUAGGGGCGGCGCGGCGACGCCGGGACACCGCCACCGCCGCCGCCACCGCGCACCCCCGCC